AGUCCAGACUCCAGAAUAAGCACGGCCCAUACAUAUCAGAUGAGACUCUCUCACUCUCUAGCGGAAGCCUGGAUUGAAUUGAGCUUCGUUGAUUGAGUUUGUUGUUUCCGACAAGCAAGAAGAGGGCGUUUAUUCUGUCGGUUGGCUGACCCUAUUAUUAACCAAAACAUCAAAAAAAAGAAACAAAACAAAUAAAUAAGUGAAAAAAGAAGAGAGAGUGUGUCUUUUUUUUAUUAUUAUUUAUUAUUACAGUAAAUGGCGGUGUCCUUCUCCAACCACUGUUUUCUGGCUCAUCAUCAUCAUCGCCGGCUCUCAGCUUCGUGGUCGUCCACAACCACAAAACCACCCUCCAAAACCCUCAAAUAUUCAACACUCUCGGUUUCUUCUGAUCCUAGCCCUCUUAUCUGCAAACCAAUAGUAGGGUUCUCUAACUCUUCCUCGCUUCUUAGACCUUCCUUCAAUACUCAUCUCGCUGCCCGCUACUCUGUUUCCACUACAAAUGGUGAAGAGGAUGGACAGAGUGUCGAUUCAGUGGUAAGUGGAGCGGGUGGACAACACGUAUUUAGUUUAAAGACCCUUAUUAAAGAAUACAAGGAAGCCAUUCUUGAUGGAGAUGAAAAGACAGUAUUGGAUGUGGAGGCUAGAAUAGACAGGAUAGAAAAAGAGAUGCAUGAAUUAGACCAGAAACUAUCCACUUUAACAGCAGACAUAACGUCUGGGAAGGAGAAAUAUAUUCGCUUACAAGCAGAUUUUGAUAAUUUUAGAAAAAGAUCAGAAAAGGAGAGGCUUACGGUAAGGACUAAUGCCCAAGGAGAAGUAAUUGAGAGUCUUUUGCCCAUGGUGGACAAUUUUGAGAGAGCCAAACAGCAAAUUAAACCUGAAACAGAAAAGGAAAUAAAGAUUGAUGCAAGCUAUCAGGGAAUAUACAAGCAAUUUGUGGAGAUAAUGCGGAGCUUGCAUGUGGCUGUUGUAGCAACAGUAGGGAAGCCCUUCGAUCCCUUGCUUCAUGAAGCCAUUGCACGAGAGGAGUCUCACGAGUUCAAGGAAGGUAUUAUAAUUCAAGAAUUCCGCCGUGGGUUUUUACUUGGAGAUCGGCUUCUAAGACCAGCAACGGUUAAGGUUUCUUCAGGGCCCGGAAGAAAAAAAGCUCCACUAACCCAUGAGAACUCCUCCGGACCGCCUGCAGCCACUGCUGGAAUAGAUGACAGAUAGGUUGUCUUCAAAAGCUCAAUAUCGAUGCACAAGCAUCUGCUUCAACCAGUCAUUUCGGUAGACAUUUUGGCUCAUCAACCUUUCUUGGAUAGCUUACUGUUUUCAUUCUGGGAAGACUAAUGUAAUCAGCCUUGCCAGCAUCUGAGCUUCACAAUUUGUAUUUCAUUUCACAUCCGCGUAUAAUUUCUGCUUUCAAAGGAAGUCAGAGACUCGUGUAACUGUUAAGCAAUUCAUGUGGUAACUAGUUGGUUCUUGAUAAGAAAGUGCAACUCAACUCGCUAUACUUCUAUUUUUUGGUCUUUCUUCAAAUAUGGAAUAUAAAUUCGCUAUUGUUGUUA
Molecule: messenger RNA, 1550 nt
Organism: Ziziphus jujuba (common jujube)
Lineage: Eukaryota; Viridiplantae; Streptophyta; Magnoliopsida; Rosales; Rhamnaceae
Exons: 3
Coding region: 256-1212 (318 amino acids)
Biological process (GO): protein folding
Cellular component (GO): chloroplast
Molecular function (GO): protein-folding chaperone binding; adenyl-nucleotide exchange factor activity; protein homodimerization activity
Source: RefSeq, a predicted model, not a curated record